GGUGUCUACUCGAGUGAAAGGAUGGCAGGAUUCUUCUCCUACGAGAGUUCACAGGUCGACUGGUGUGAAGGCAACUACAAACACUCUGAGCAUGUGGUGGAGUUCUUUAACACUAUGAGCAGCUUUAUUUUCUUCAUUAUAUCUCCCAUCAUGCUCUACCUCCUUCACCCUUACGCCAAAGAGAGGAACUUGGCAAUCCAUCUGGUCUGGGUUAUGAUGUUAUUCGUAGGUUUGUUCUCGGCCUACUUCCACAUGACUCUCAGUUUUGCUGGCCAGAUGCUGGACGAGCUCUCAAUCUUGUGGGUAUUGGCAGUGGGAUACGCCGUCUGGUUCCCACGCAGGCUGUUCCCUUCUUUUAUAAAAGACAGGUCCACCUUCUCAAGGCUCAUCCUGGCGGUUACUGUGGUUACUUCCGUGUCCUCCUUCGUCCAACCUACAGUCAACGCCUAUGUUCUGAACUGCUUCGGCCUGCACAUGCUCUACAUUCUGGCUAUCGAGAUGAGAUGCUGUACUGACCAGAAAGUUUUGAGACUGGCCAAAUUGUCGGUGGCUUUGUGGAUGCUGGCUAUCUCUUGUUGGAUCAGCGAUCGCUUUGGCUGUGGAUUUUGGCAGAGGCUAAACUUCUGCUACUUGCACAGUAUCUGGCACAUUUUGAUCGUGAUAGCUGUGGCCUAUGCAACGACACUGAUCGCUUACCUGGACGCCAACAAUGAGAUCCCCUACUCACUACCUGGACUGCAGUACUGGCCCUGUGAUGAAUGGGCACUUGGAUUACCUCACAUUGUCCUCAAAGGCACAACAAAGACACUCAAACGGUGCUAA
This is a messenger RNA of Syngnathoides biaculeatus (alligator pipefish), 822 nucleotides long. It is a transcript of the gene acer1, whose product is annotated as alkaline ceramidase 1. Gene Ontology annotation, cellular component: membrane. The coding region runs from base 22 to 822 and encodes 266 amino acids. Gene Ontology annotation, biological process: ceramide metabolic process. Gene Ontology annotation, molecular function: hydrolase activity, acting on carbon-nitrogen (but not peptide) bonds, in linear amides. The transcript is spliced from 6 exons. NCBI's taxonomy places the organism in Eukaryota, Metazoa, Chordata, Actinopteri, Syngnathiformes, Syngnathidae. The record is from RefSeq and is a predicted model, not a curated record.